This is a messenger RNA of Phytophthora megakarya, 522 nucleotides long. The record is from the annotation of a GenBank genome assembly. NCBI's taxonomy places the organism in Eukaryota, Oomycota, Peronosporomycetes, Peronosporales, Peronosporaceae.
AUGCGAAUAAUUGCUGAAGAACUGGACCUCGAGCCCGCACUCUAUAUUCAUGAAGGGAGUGAAACGUUAUCACAACUCCGGGAAGAACUCGCGUUGCUUCCGGAUAUCGAAGAACUAUCUCCGAAAUGUGAUAUUGAUUCGACCGACGUUGGUGAACGUGGGACGAGCACUCCAGAAGACGAGCAAAAAUUGCGAGUGAUCCUGAAGUACCAUCGAACCAUCUUUAUGGGAGAUGGGAAUGCGGUUUCAGCCCCGGCGCAAGGUGUGACCUGUGAUUUAGAUGUUGGAGAGGCGAACCCUGUCGCUCAACGUCCCCGAUCUGUUGCACCACACUUAUCGAUCAAAGUGUAUAAAUUGCUGAAGAAGCUUUUGGAAACCCGACCCAUUGAGCAUUCAGAAUCAUCCUGGGCAUCACCCAUUGUGAUUGCCCUCAAGAAAAAUGGUGUGGAUAUCCGAAUGUGCGUCGAUUAUCGAAUUGUCAGUGGAUUCAUUACGUUGUCCAACUAUCAUUUACAUUUAUAG